CACUCCAUCACUUCACUUCACUUCACUUAACAUCUUCUUCUUCUUCUUCUUUUCUAUCUUUCUCUUAUUCUCAAAGACACACUUCACAAUCUAUCACAUAUAAAUUUUGAGUUUCUUUUAAUUUUUUUUAUUUUCUAUUUUAUUUUAUUUUUAUCAUCAUAUCAUGGCUAGACCACAACAACGCUAUAGAGGUGUUCGCCAGAGGCAUUGGGGCUCUUGGGUCUCUGAAAUUCGCCACCCUUUAUUGAAGACAAGAAUAUGGCUAGGAACAUUUGAAACAGCUGAGGAUGCAGCAAGAGCAUAUGAUGAAGCAGCUAGGUUAAUGUGUGGACCAAAAGCAAGAACCAAUUUCCCAUUUAAUCCAAAUUUGUCACAAUCAUCAUCAUCAUCUUCUUCUUCUUCUUCUAAGCUACUAUCUCCUACUUUGACUGCAAAAUUACACAAAUGCCACUUGGCUUCCCUUGCCCUUCAAAUGUCCAAUAACAAGCAAAAAACAUCACAACCCAACAAAGAUCCUCAACCACCACCACCACCAUCAUCAUCAUCAACAUCAUCAAAUAAUAGAUUCAAUACUCAAUUCCCAAUUGGUGCUGGAACAAUUGCAUAUGAGGAGUUACACUGGCUAGAAGGGAACAAUAAUUGGGGUGGCAUUAUUGAAGGACAUCAAGUUGAGGUUGCACAACAACAAUUUCAGCCAGUUCUUGAAGAUGAUCACAUUGAGCAAAUGAUACAAGAGUUGCUUGAUUGUGGAUCAAUUGAACUUUGCUCAAUUGGGUCAAAUUAAAUUAAUUAGAGGAUCUACUAUAUAAUUACCUAGCUAGAACAAUAUAAUAUGUAGCAUAUAUAAAUGCAAUGCAAAUUACCACUUUUUUUUUGUGGGGUUCAUGUUGUAAUAAAAAUGACAUUAUUAUUGUAAGGUUUAGUAUCAUAGAAGAGUCACCAUGAGUUUCAAUCACUUCUCCAAUUAGUGGACAA
Molecule: messenger RNA, 975 nt
Organism: Arachis ipaensis
Lineage: Eukaryota; Viridiplantae; Streptophyta; Magnoliopsida; Fabales; Fabaceae
Product: ethylene-responsive transcription factor ERF003-like
Biological process (GO): regulation of DNA-templated transcription
Molecular function (GO): DNA-binding transcription factor activity; DNA binding
Source: RefSeq, a predicted model, not a curated record